This is a messenger RNA of Symbiodinium natans, 2583 nucleotides long. The record is from the annotation of a GenBank genome assembly. Lineage: Eukaryota; Dinophyceae; Suessiales; Symbiodiniaceae.
AUGCUCAUCGAAAACGUCAGUGGCCAUGUUGGCCAGCUGCGAUCGGACCCAGAAGACGGCUAUGUCAGUGCUGUGGUCACGGAGGGGGGUGAAAGCAUGCUACGCACCCUUGGUCGACUUGGAGGUGAUGCGAGUGGGGACAGAUGUAGCGUGACGCUCCGAAUCAAUGUGAGCUUCGUCGAAGGGUCAGACACCGGGACAGCCAUCGAUUGUGCGGCGACUGCUUUUGGAAUUGGAGGGUGGUUGUUACCUGAUCUACCGGGCUCUGGCAAGCUCUGGCUUACAUGUGCAAACGCUACCGAGCUGGAGGCCAAUCCCUGGGUGCAGCGGUAUGCUGAAGCAACUGCAGAUGCCAGCUUCUCAUUCUCAUCCGGAGACUUGCAGAAGUCACCAGAUGCGCAUUCUCUUAAAGCGCAGAUUGCUCGCAUCCUGGAGAUUGCUGUGAGCCCGACCUUGGUCAUCUCACUUGCAGGUCCUUUGAACUAUUUUGUCUGUCCCAUGGGAACCAACUGCACCAUUGCUCCCGGGCUACAAGUCAAGAUCAUCAAAGGAGGGAAGACAUGCGGGUGCGCUCCUGAAAUUCUGACCAUCGAAACACACGGUUUCUACAAGGCCUGCUAUUGCCUCUCUGAUCUCGUGGACCUCCCGGGCCAAAGCAGCCUUGCAUGUGAUGCUGACGGCGAUUUCACAUCCCUGGCCGGCGUAAUACUCGGAAUGGGCCCAGAGCCAGCCAGGCUGGUCGCUCUUUACCUUGCCCUCGGGCAUUCGUGGCAACCCCGCACCACAGGCUUCACUUCGCAUGCGCCGGUCUAUGAAGAGAUGCUGCAGUAUGCCGCGGGCCUCAUGUUCAGCAGCUUGCAGUUUCCAUCCGUCGUGCAAAUUACGAACGCAUCUGCCCCUGUAUGUGGCUACAAUCUGUAUGCAUGUGAUCUUGUCGGAGAAGUGCUCUGCACUUUGGGGGAAGCAUGUUCAGUGCUGCUCAAUGGGACCUCGCUGCGGAGCUACAAUGGCCUAAAAGUUGUUCGCAUGCCGCACCCUUGUGCAACCAGGCUUGAGUACCCACAGCUUGCGGCCUUUGAGGGCCUGGUGAACCCCAAAGACGGCUGCACACGGAGUGAUGGCCACAAGGCAACCUAUCGCCCGGUUCACACUUGGGACUUGGGCAGGCCGACCCGGGGUGCAACAGCUGUGACAUUGCAAGAGCCUGGCCCGGGCGUUUACAAGCUUUGUUGGGGUCAUGACCCGGCCAAUGAGACAAUGGAGGAACAGCAGUACCCUGUCGAGGCUGGAUUCUUCAUGAUGCUGGGCCCUCUUGCUAUGGACUUUGAGUGUUACUUGCACUUUCCAUGUACCAUCAACAUCAGUGGAAUCGGGCUCAGCUCUUCAAACAUGGUGCUGCUGAUUGAGACAGCCGCUGGAAGAUGCGGGGACGCAGGCCUUCCAGCAUUGGACAGUGCCUGGUCAAUUUCGAAUCCCGUUGCAGUGAGCCAAGAUUUCUUGCACAGCUACAAUUUCUACUCCUUUGGCACUGCUGAAGGGAAGUCGGGGGCGUCGCAUCGCAUAUGCUGGGGGCACGACCCACGCGGUGAAGCCUCCACCACCAGUUACAGCGUCUCAGAUUCAGCAUUGUAUAGAGUGGAGAUCGAUCCAGAUUUUUUCUGGAUUCGAUUGACGGCGAUUGUGGACUGUGUUCUGGGCAGGAGUUGCACAGUCACCAUUAUUGGCUCGGGUAUUGUGCCUUCCAGUGCCAUUCUGCUGAUUACGAACCCAAGUCGUUGUGGAGAUGCUUCAGCAGAGGCAGUUGAUCUCAGCGAGCUAACUAAUCCGGCUGGGGUGGAGCCGAUAGACGGCGUCAGCAGCACACGGGGACUCUACAUCCUCGGAUUUGCAACUUCGCAGGCGCCACCAUUUGGAUUCAGGAUAUGCUGGGGGCCCAAUCCAGCCAAUUCGUCUGGCGUGGAGUUUCCUUAUGAAGUGGAUUAUCCCACGUACUGGCAGCCGACACCGUUCUUUGAGCAUCGUGUGGGAAGUGUUGGCCUGGUGCGUCUGGACAGCGAAGAGACAAGUCACAAGCUGCUGGCUCUCUACUCUGAUCCAUCGGAAACGCCAAGCACGAGCAACCGUCAAACGGGCUCCCUGGCAGAAUGGCAUGACUAUGAUUGCUGCCUAAUGGCGGGCCACGCAGCUGGGGUAGUGCUUCAGGUGGAUGGCUCCGAUCGAGCACUUCCUUUUGGCAGCUACAUCUUCCACGAGCGACCUUCUGAUGAUAUCUCAGCUGUGGCCCUCACGACGCGCGAGCCCCUUACACAAGGACUGCAAGACUGCGCUGGUUCCUGUGACUUCACAUCAAGUCACACGGACUAUGUGCUGCUUGCAGGAUUCCGUGAUCUAUCAAGCCCCGAAAAGCAUCCGGGCAAUCUUAUGAUGCUCAAGGCACAUCCGACUGGGCCACAGACCGCGCCGACGUGGCAAGCACGCCGAGCUUCCCAAUACUUCUCGCAGAUGCCUCCCCGAAGCCUUGCGGAUUGGGAGGAGAGCUUCCGGCCGUGUGUGACAGUGGAUCCACUGGCUGUCCGAAUCUGA